Molecule: messenger RNA, 951 nt
Organism: Paramecium tetraurelia
Lineage: Eukaryota; Ciliophora; Oligohymenophorea; Peniculida; Parameciidae
Exons: 3
Source: RefSeq, a predicted model, not a curated record
AUGCGUUAACCAUCACUUUUUUCACCAUAAAAGCAAUCCAGAUAUGAAAAAUCAAAUAGUUCAACUGGAUUUGCUACAUUCUAAGCCACCGCUUAAAUGAAUACAAAAUAAUUGGCAGACUACAGAAGAGAUGUUAGAACUAAUGUUUCAUCCAGGGAACCCUUUGCUUAACCAUAGGAGAAAUCUUCCUCCUUAUUUGGUUCAUGGAGCAAAGCAGAAAAGGCAGUAUUAGAGCAAUAAAAGGUUAGUAGGAAAUCACCAAAAAAGUAAAAGUUGCUUGGAGGAUUAAAUUAUGAAGAAAUAUUCACUAAUAAAGGACCAUAAACAAAACAUAAUAAAGACAAAGUUGAAUAGCUUUUCAGGAGAUCACCUACAAACGAUUACUUUGAUAAUUCAUUUACAUCAUUCCCUAAACCAGCAAGAUAAAACACUCUUGGAUCAGGAUAUAAAGAUUCUCCGUAAAAAGCAAAAGAAAAAUUAGAAAGAUUCAAAAAUUGGGAUAACCGUUUAGAUGUUUAGUUGAUUCUCCAAAAUAAAUCAAUCACUAAUAAAACUUCUUCGACAGGAGACAAACCAGGGUUUUAUAAAUAUGUCAAUGAAGCCAAGAAAGGAUUGUUUGAUGACAAUCAAUCUAAUUUUCUAUAUCCUAAAAGCAAUAAGAAUAAUCUGUUUGAUAAUCAAAAACAAACCUUUUCUUUUAAGGACACAUUCAAUCCUCCUAAAUAAACUACAUUCUAAAGAAAUCACUCUCCUCAAUAGUCAACUAGAUAUGUAGAGAAGUUCCCCUUAACUGAUAUUGUUAGGAUGACUUCUCAUUUUUAAUCUUUAUCAACUUAGGAAGUCAAUUAAAUCCCAAGAGGAUACAUAUCCGAGCUAAGCAAUUUGGCUGAUAUUUUACAAAGAGUUGUCAAAAGAUCAAACAAUAUUAGUUGAGAUUAUAUUUCAUACUUA